CAAUGGAAAUGCAUCGAUUGUUUGCCAGCUCAAUCUCUUUCAAUCUUCAUCUUUGUUUUUUAUUUGAAGCUUGUGUAUUUUCGUGAAAGAUAUUUUUUUUUUAUAAAUUUUAUAAAAAAUAUAUUAGACUACUAUAAGAAUUGUAAAACGGUGCAAAGGAAAACAACGAAUUUUGUAAAAACAUGUAUUUUAAAUAAAGAGAAAUACAGAAAAGAUUUCCCGUAGAAUCUAUAUUAAAAUCACAAGCAAAUAUGUUGCAUUUAAAUACAUUGUUUACAACCAAUUACUGUUAUAGUGCAGUGGCAUUUAUUUUUGUAUUCUGCAUUGCAUCCUCAAAUGGGCAAUUAGCUUCCGAUCCACAAUCAUAUCAACCUAGAUAUAAUCCACAAUAUACUAACGCCCAACAGAACACACUCCCCGGUACGACACAGUAUGACAACCCACUGCUAACAUCAUUGCAAGACCAAAAUCAAUUAGGAGGGAGCACCAACCCAAAUAAUUACUACGAAUCGAAUUUGAACCGUCAAUUAAACUCUAAUAAUUUGGGUGGGACAACAAAUUACGAUCCAUUCAGUCGUAAUUCUGGAUCAAGCGGUGGAUACACUUCGACAGGUAUAGGCUUUGUUGAUUCAUACAAUGAUGAAGAUAACUUUUGUCCCGAACACUGGAUAUCAUACCGUCAAACUUGCUACCGCUUUAUACGCUCACCAAAACGAAAUUGGAUGGAGGCAAAGAAAAUUUGUAAAGCGUACAAUGCCGAGUUAAUAAAUGUUGACAAUGUUGAUAAGCACGCUUUCGUUUUGAAGCAACUAAUAUUACAGAAUCAGCGCCAAAAUCGGUUUUGGACGUCGGCUCGGCAGACCGGUCCCAAUAGCUGGGUUAACGAUGAUAAUUCACCAUUCCUAAUGGUGGAAGAUUCUUUCUCAUUCGACGAAGACCAAGCCAUUGAAAAUGAAGACUUGCACGAUAAUCGCUUCCUUGUACAACGCAAUUACAACAGCGAUUUUAAUCGGAAUCCUAGCCAGUAUUUCAAUACAAUCGGUGGGUCUGCCAAUAGGAAUCAAAACAGAGGAUUUUCUGGUCAAUAUGGAGACAAUGGAUUUAUACGAGACCGCCUGGUUUAUGGCUUUUCAAAACUUAAAGAUAGGUGGAUGUUUAUGCCUGCUUACGAUUUUGAAUUAAAUUUGUUCAUUUGUGAAUCAAAAUUAUUGCACAAUCCGGAGAAUAUUAACCUAAAAUCUGAUGAAAAACGCCCCUUUCAUUAUGGAAUGGAUAUACGAGAUGCUGAGAAAAUUCCACGCGGUCCCUACUUUGUAAAGCAGCCAAAUGACACAACUUUUGAUACAAGCAAAAAUCGUUUAAUUAAUGACGUCACCUUAAGCUGUCUAGCUGGAGGAUACCCAACUCCAACAUACAGUUGGUACCGUGAAGUUUACGUGAAUGAUACCCUGGAGUAUAAGAGAAUAGAUCCCAUUAAAGAUGAUCGUUAUACUGUUUCCGGUGGAAAUUUGAUUAUAUACGACCCUAAGCAAGCUCUAGACCAAGGUGCAUAUCACUGUGUGGCAGAGAAUAAAUUUGGUCGUGUUCGAUCUGAAAGUGCACAUCUCAAUUUUGGUUUCAUAAUGGAAUUUAACUUAAAACGUUCCGCUGAAACGGGAGACAUGAACUGGGGCAAAUCUAUUUUCUGCGAUCCUCCUCAGCAUUAUCCGGAAGUUAAAUACUAUUGGUCUCGCGACAAAUUUCCGAAUUUCGUGGAUGAAGAUCAUCGUGUUUUUGUUUCUAAUGAUGGCGCCUUAUAUUUCUCAUAUAUAGAGAUUGUAGAUAGGGCCAAUUAUUCAUGUACAGUUCAAACCGUUGUUUCAGAUACUGGAAGAAAUGGACCUUUCUUCCCACUACGUGUUAAACCGAAUAGUAAUUAUCAGGAAUUGAUCUUUGCUAAUUCGUUUCCAAAGGUAUUUCCAGAAGCCCCAAUUGCUGGCGAUGAAAUUCGUUUGGAAUGUAUGGCAUUCGGUUAUCCAAUACCAUCCUAUAAUUGGACAAGGCGGGGCCAACCUUUGCAGCGAAAUGCCUAUGCAACGAACUAUAACCGAGUACUAGUUAUCCAAAACGCUACGACAAAUGACAAUGGUGAAUACACUUGUACCAUUGCAAAUCCACGCAAAUCAUUGGAGAAAUCCGUGUUCAUUAAUAUUCAGAUGAAGCCGCAAUUUUCGAUACCCUUAAAAGACAAAGUGAAAGACUAUAAUAGUGAUGUCACCUUUAUCUGUGAGGCAUUUGCUAUACCUGAUGUGAAUUACACUUGGUAUAAGAAUGCAGAGUACUUGGAUCCCGAAAAGAUUGAUAAAGAUCGAUAUGUCAUACAAGAUAAUCUGUUAACCAUAAAAUACCUUGAGCCAGAUCGUGAUGAUGGCAUGUACCAAUGCGGCGCUGCUAAUCAGCUUAAAACCGCAUAUUCUUCUGCACAGUUGCGAGUUCUUACAAUGAAGCCGUCAUUCAAGAAAAGGCCUUUGGAGUCAGAAAUUUACGCUGUUUAUAACGGUAACACGACGAUUGAAUGUGAUCCAGAGGCAGCACCACGUCCUAAAAUACAAUGGAAAAAAGACGAACAGCUUAUUGGGGCAGGAGGACACCGUCGAAUUCUUCCCAGCGGAACGUUAAUAAUCUCGCCAACAUCAAGAGACGACGAAGGUGUUUAUAGCUGUGUAGCCUCAAAUCUAGCAGGAUCUGAUGAGUCGCGUGCGCGACUUAUUGUUUUGCAAGAGCUGCGUUUCAUCCAAACUCCGCCACCAAGGAUUACCACACAAGUGCAGGAUUUGAUUUAUAUACAAUGUGAGGCUAGCUACGAUGAGCUUUUGGACGUGGCUUACGUUUGGAAACACAAUGGAGAAAUUCUUCGCAACAACCACGAUGGCACAGAACGAAUUAUAAUCGACUACAAUCGUUUGACUGUGCACAAUGUUACUAUGUUGGAUGGUGGCGAUUAUGAAUGCGUAGUGAAAUCGUCCGUAAAUGAAAUUAGUGCCAAGACACAUGUUGUUAUCGAAGGCGCACCCAGUGCUCCGGGCGGAGUACAAGUUAUUGAUAUUGCAAAGACAAAAGCACUCAUAGAAUGGGUGGAUGGUGGUAACAAUGGACGUCCAAUCCGCUAUUAUAAUAUUUUGGGACGUACGAAUUGGAAUCGGACGUGGGUAAAUGUAUCAACACAUGUGCAGGCGCGUGAAGUUGAUCGCUAUACUAACAGACAACAAGCUGAAGUUACAAAUUUGACUCCUUGGUCAUCGUAUGAAUUUAGUGUAGCAGCGGUAAAUGAUCUAGGUAUCGGCAUACCUUCAGCACCAUCUCCUAUAUACAGUACCCAUGAGGAUAAGCCUUACAUAGCUCCACGCAAUGUUGGUGGUGGUGGCGGAAAAAUUGGCGACCUCACAAUAACCUGGGACCCUCUGCUUCCCGAAGAACAGCAUAGUCGUGGUAUACAUUACAAAGUAUUUUGGCGCCUAAAAGGAAAAUAUGAAUGGGCUUCUGAGAUUAUUGACCGUCACGAUCACAUAGGCAUGGCAGUUGUUAACAUUCCUCUGAAUAAUUAUUAUACAGAGUAUGAGGUAAAAGUUCAAGCUAUUAACGACGUUGGCAAAGGCCCAGAAAGCGAACCGGUUACAAUAUACUCUGCUGAAGAUAUGCCACAAGUUGCACCACAAAAGCCGAUAGCAAUAGCAUUCAAUUCGACGGCAUUCAAUGUAACAUGGCAACCAAUUGACAUGACUCGUGAAAAUAUUAGAGGAAAACUUAUAGGACACAGGAUCAAAUAUUGGAAAACCACUCAUCAAGAAGAGGAUGCCGUUUACUAUCUAUCACGCACAAUAAGAAAUUGGGCGUUAAUAGUUGGUUUACAGCCCGAUACGUACUACUUUGUGAAAGUAAUGGCUUAUAAUGCUGCUGGUGAGGGUCCCGAGAGCGAGAGAUUCGAAGAGCGUACAUACAGAAAAGCACCACAGAAACCACCAUCAUCGGUUCACGUAUACGGCAUCAAUCCGUCCACGGUACGAGUGGUAUGGCGUUACGUGUCGCCUGCGCAAGAUGAAGAACCUAUUGAAGGCUUCAAGGUCCGUGUAUGGGAAAGCGAUCAAAAUAUGAUAACAGCAAACGAUACGAUUAUACCAGUUGGUCAAAAACUUGAGGCAUAUAUUAACAAUUUGACGCCAGGAAAAAGUUAUAACAUGCGUGUUUUAGCAUACAGCAAUGGCGGUGACGGCCGCAUGUCUAGUCCAACAUUGCGUUUCCAAAUGGGAAAAACGACGCGAAAUCAUGCCAACCGGCGCUACAAUUUCAAUUUGAAUACUUUAUUGAUUGUAACAUUUUUAACAUUUAUAUCCACAUCUAUUUUUAACAAUUGAUUCUAAAUUUUAACAUAUUUCCGUCCAAGAUUUUAACGCACAUUCCAUUUAGUAUUAACUAUUGUUAAUCGAAUAUUAUGCGAAAAUUCCGUCCAAAUGUUAUGUAACAAAUUUGUAGUAUAAGUAUAUCUAUAUCAGUCUCGAAUGCAAUUUAAUUAUUUUAUUGCAGAAAAUUAGUUAUAUUUCCCAUAUAUACAAAUUUCUAUUACACUUCACUCUUAAAGUGCCCUUACUAAGUUAUUAAGAAACUUAGCAUACUAGUACAUACAUAUGUCCACAAACUUAUACAUACACUUUUACAUACACCUACUAACAAAUAUGUAUUUUUAUAGUGUAGUUAGUAGGAGUAUGGUUUUGUUUUACAUUAAAUGUUUUCAUUUAAAUUAAA
Molecule: messenger RNA, 4779 nt
Organism: Musca domestica (house fly)
Lineage: Eukaryota; Metazoa; Arthropoda; Insecta; Diptera; Muscidae
Product: contactin
Exons: 9
Coding region: 252-4391 (1379 amino acids)
Biological process (GO): cell-cell adhesion; axon guidance
Cellular component (GO): axon; plasma membrane
Molecular function (GO): protein binding
Source: RefSeq, a predicted model, not a curated record